AUGAAACAAGCGAACCAGCCAAAGCGGACAUAUGCCGUCUUUUCGACUCCCGACUCCGAUCAGGACUCGGCCGUCUCCACUACGAAACGCGCUUCAUUGUCGACCGAUCCUGCUGUUAUACGGGCCUUGGCCAGAGCUGGGCCCCUGAUCGAUGCAGUGAACGUGGUUCUCGCUUGCAUCACUUGGACACACGAUGCCGCAUAUUCUAGCUUCCUGGUGGUAUGUGGCUGGACGGUCUUCAUUCUGUAUGCCGAUUUCGUUCUCGUCUAUGGCCUCAACCUAAUACCCAUAUCUUGGAUAAUAUGGACAUAUUUGAGGAGAAAUGCUGGCCGAAGGCGGAGGAGCAUGGUUGAAGUGGAUUCUGCGCCAAAGACGACUACACAAAUUGACCUUGACCGAAUUUCUGAGCAAACCGAUCUUCUCUACGCACGUCUGGCGCUCAUUCGGGAACCUCUAUAUCGGCUGAUCUCGUUUCUGGACUGGACAAAGAACCCCGGCACGACGUAUCUGAUUGCCGUUCGUUUGGCAUGUCUAACGCCAAUAUGGUUCACUCUGGUCAAAGCACUGUUUGCGCCUCGAAUGGUCGUCUUGGUUUUAGGCUUGGUCUUCUUCACGUGGUUCUCCGUGCCAACGAAAACUAUUCGUCAGAUCAUGUGGAGGAAUCCGUCCGUCAGGAGGCUAGCCUCGGUCAUCGUCGGCGUAGACUUUGAAAUCAUAAAAACGGUUGCCGGCGUGACGAGAGCACGAGAGGGAAGCAUUGGUGCACCGCCUGGACUCAUCAGAGUUGCUACGUUCCAGGACAAAGAUUACGAAACCGUGCGAUUUAAACACAUCGUCUGGGAAAACCAAAGGAGGUGGAUAGGGCUCGGAUGGACUGCGAACCUCUUUCCUCACGAAAGAUCACCAUGGACUGACGAUUAUGGUGAGACAUGUGCUGACCUGAAAUCGUUCAAACUCCCAGAUGAGAAAAUUCUUCCGGUAGCGGGCAACAAAGUACGCGUGGCCAAGUGGAAUUGGGUACCGAAUGAGGAAUGGAAGACGGAGGUCACCAAGGACAGUGACGCGGACGGUUGGGUUUACACCGACAACAAAUGGCGAAAUCCCACUCCAAGGGAGGAGUUUGGAAAAUACACGCGCCGCCGCAAGUGGUACAGACAUGCCGACCUUUUCGAGGAGGUUCGUGAGUUUGGAGUGAUUGCACCUACAGAGGAUGCGAAGUCUGAGACAGCGGAGGAGGAGGCAACAGUUUUCGGGGCUCGGGAAGCCCAUGAACAUGCUAUCGAGGUUGCACUCGAACAGGCCUUAUCGGAGGAGAGCAAGGCGUCCGAUCGGGACUCAUUUGCUACAGUUUCAAGUGCUGAUGCACAGGUUCAUUUUACUUGA
This is a messenger RNA of Saitoella complicata NRRL Y-17804, 1383 nucleotides long. Its product is annotated as Pex24p-domain-containing protein. Gene Ontology annotation, biological process: peroxisome organization. The record is from RefSeq and is a predicted model, not a curated record. The transcript has 2 exons. Bases 1 to 1383 code for a protein of 460 amino acids. NCBI's taxonomy places the organism in Eukaryota, Fungi, Ascomycota, Saitoellomycetes, Saitoellales, Saitoellaceae. Gene Ontology annotation, cellular component: peroxisomal membrane.